This is a messenger RNA of Lodderomyces elongisporus, 1515 nucleotides long. RefSeq names its product trans-hexaprenyltranstransferase (gene COQ1). The transcript has a single exon. The record is from RefSeq and is a predicted model, not a curated record. Gene Ontology annotation, cellular component: transferase complex. NCBI's taxonomy places the organism in Eukaryota, Fungi, Ascomycota, Pichiomycetes, Serinales, Debaryomycetaceae. Bases 1 to 1515 code for a protein of 504 amino acids. Gene Ontology annotation, biological process: isoprenoid biosynthetic process; ubiquinone biosynthetic process. Gene Ontology annotation, molecular function: prenyltransferase activity.
AUGAGCUCUAGAUUAUUAAGAAGGUCGCUACCGUCAUACCUUGCUCGAGCCUCAUACUCAACAAACAGCAAUAGUUCCUUCAAGACUGCAGUGGAGACAGCUGAAAAGUUAGUCUCGCCAACAUCAUCUUCCAAGUUUCAGGACCCCUUCUCCAUCGUGAGCCAUGAAAUGUCCAACUUGGCAAAAUCAAUAGCCAACCUCAUAGGCUCCGGCCACCCUACAUUGAACAGAGUGAGCUCAUACUACUUUGAAGCAGAAGGGAAAAACGUUCGACCAUUGAUCGUAUUGAUCUUGAGUAAAGCCUUACUGAAGAUACCUCGUCUGGAACGCCAAAGAAUACCCAUUGACGAAUACGACGUUACUCAACAAGCACAUAUCAAAGGCACCCCUCAGUAUGGCCAAGAGUCCAUUGCAGGCAACAGCGUCGACGACAGUUUGAGCCCGUUGCGCAUAUUGCACGGAAUCAACCCCAAGAUCAUAUUGGACCCAUUAAGCAAACCAAUGGACCAGUUGCCAGAAAUUGACAAAUUGAAUGGCAUAUUACCAAAACAAAGAAGACUCGCCGAGAUUGUCGAAAUGAUACACACUGCCAGUUUAUUGCACGACGAUGUGAUUGAUCUUUCUGACUCCAGAAGAGGUAGACCUAGCGGAAACGUUGCCUUUACCAAUAAGAUGGCUGUCUUGGCGGGAGACUUUUUAUUGGGAAGAGCAUCGGUUGCCAUUGCAAGACUAAGGAACCCCGAGGUGAUUGAGUUGCUUAGUACAACCAUUGCCAACUUGGUCGAAGGUGAAUUUAUGCAAUUGAAAAAUACUGUAAUGAGCAGCAAAGAAGAACUGAACAUGAUCAAUAACGAUGGCGAAUUGAAAAGAGUUCCCGAGCCAACGGGAAAAGUACCUACAAAGCAACACGAAUAUUCAGUGUCCCCAGCCUCAACUACCACUGUUUCUUCGUCUCACUCUUCCUCUUCUUCAUCAUCAUCAUCAUCUGUUGAGGGUGAUGUCGUUGACCACGACAUUAGUGUGCAAGCAGCUUUUGAGUACUAUUUGCACAAGACCUACUUGAAAACAGCAAGUCUCAUGUCCAAAUCGUGUCGAGCAGCAGCAGUCUUGAGUGGCGCUCAAGACGACAUUAUAGAAAACUGUUAUCAGUUUGGUCGUAACCUCGGGCUCUGCUUCCAGAUUGUUGAUGACAUGUUGGACUACACAAGCUCAGAUGCAACAUUUGGAAAACCAAGUCAAGCUGACCUCAAAUUGGGUCUUGCAACAGCACCCAUUCUCUUUGCAUGGAAAAAAGAACCGCAAUUGGGCGAGCUUAUUGCCAGAAAAUUCAAUCAACCAGGCGACGUUGAGAUUGCAAGAGAUGCCGUUCAAAAGUACAAAGGAUUGGAACAAACCAGAGAAAUGGCAACAAAGUACUGCAUGAGCGCAUUGGAGAAUUUGAGACAAUUACCCGAGUCAGAUGCUCGUAGUGCUUUGGAAUUGUUGACCAACUCAGUCUUAACCAGAACCAAAUAA